AAUUAUUAGUUGGUCACAUGACAUUCUAUCACAAAGCCACAAGCAUGGAUCUAGUUAUCUAUACACUGUUGAUAAGCCUUGCCUGUAUGUACAACACCCCUGUACUUGUGCAUGCUAGUAAUGGAGUCUAUCAAUCUCCAAACUGGAAUGACAGCCCGAGAAAGUUAAAGAUUCUAAUCCUGACCGUGCCAGGCUCUGGACACACUGCAAUACCUCUCGCACUUGGAGAGGAACUUGUUCGACGUGGGCAUGAAGUAACACUGGUUAACUCAGAGAGUAAACUGGCAGCACCAGCAGAGAAGGUGGGCGUUAACUACAAGAACAGUGGAUCUAUGAAGAUACAGUACAAAGAGUUUUCCGAGAUAGGUGAACAACUUCAAACUGGUGGCAACAUUUCAACUCACUUUCAAUUUAUCCCUACACUAAGAAGACUGAUAAUUGAAGAAACAGAUCAUUUCAUAGACGUCAUCCAAGAACAAAUUAUGUCAGGAACAAAAUGGGAUGUAGCAUUGAGUACAGAUUUUUUAGAGUCUUUCCUACCCUGUGUUGGAGAAAUGCUACAAAUUCCGGUCAUUUCUUUGCGAACCACAUUUCAAAAUUUCCCUCACACUUUCCCACCAUGGCCCUGGGCUAGUUUAAUCACUGGGAGCAAUACAGACGAUAUGACAUUCGGAAAAAGAAUUGGAAGUACUUUGGAAAGAGCAAUCCUACCAUAUUUAUUGUCAUACAUAUUUACCUCAUCAAUCAGUGACACGAUCGACACGUACUGUCCUGCUCUAGCCAAUCAAAACUUAGCACAAUUAUUUAGUGUAACAUUGCCAGAGAUAGUGCCUACAGUUAUAGGAAUCGAACACCCAAGAACCCUCUCCACCCUCUCCCAUUACGUUGGCCCCAUUCUAACAGAGAACCCCACGCCAUGCACAGGCAAGCUGGAGAGUUGGCUUAACAGCAAAAACGAUAAAAGUGUCAUAUACAUUAGUAUGGGGUCAGUGACUCUAGUCACAAAGGAGCUAGCUAAAGCUUUCAUUGGAGGGAUAAAGAAAACUAACUACAGUGUUCUAUGGGCUAUGAAGAAAACUGAACAUUUUGAGCUAGACAUUGAUCCUGAGAGAUUUUUUACCAAUGAGUGGCUUCCACAAAUGUCGGUGUUGAGACACAGAGCUAUAAGUUUGGUUAUCAUGCAUGGAGGAGCGAAUGGUGUUCACGAGAGCCUACACAGUGGAGUGCCUUUGAUUCUGGUACCAGGAAUGGUUGAACAGAUUGGAAAUGCAGGUCGAGUGCACCACCAUCGAUUGGGUAUACAUCUGAACAAGCAAGGACUCACAGCAGAGCAGGUGUACCAGAGCAUCGUGGAAAUAGACUCUGGAGAUUAUCGAGAGAAUGUGAGGAAGCUUCAGAAGGUGUUCCGAGCAGCUGGAGGAGCCAAGAGAGCAGCUGAUCUGGUGGAGUUCUACUCAGAGGUUGGCUACGAUCAUCUCAUCCCAGCCUAUGCCAAGUACAACUGGAACUGGGUGCAGUACUACAAUGCUGAUGUGUACGCUCUACUGAUGGCUAUUCUAUUGCUGACUAUCUAUUGCUGGUAUAAAAUGAUUAAAUGUUUAUGCAACAGAUGCUGUAGACCAAAGAAACAGAAAUCUGACUGACUCUACAUGUACUUGUAUUAAACACAUGUUUUAGGAUAACCAUCAAUUAUAACAAGUCAAAUUUGAUAUCAUAACUCUA
Halichondria panicea is the source of this 1722-nucleotide messenger RNA. RefSeq names its product NDP-glycosyltransferase YjiC-like. The transcript has a single exon. Lineage: Eukaryota; Metazoa; Porifera; Demospongiae; Suberitida; Halichondriidae. The record is from RefSeq and is a predicted model, not a curated record. The coding region runs from base 18 to 1643 and encodes 541 amino acids. Gene Ontology annotation, molecular function: hexosyltransferase activity; UDP-glycosyltransferase activity.